Molecule: messenger RNA, 600 nt
Organism: Closterium sp. NIES-65
Lineage: Eukaryota; Viridiplantae; Streptophyta; Zygnematophyceae; Desmidiales; Closteriaceae
Source: the annotation of a GenBank genome assembly
AUGGCCUAUUUCCCGUCCCCCUCCUUCCCCCUUCCCUCCCCACCCCUUCCCCCCUCCCUUCCCCCUCCUUCCCCCCUCCCCACCCCCCCCCCCCCUUCUUCCCCGCUCUUUCCCCCUUCCUUCCCCCUUCCCUCCCCCUUCCUUCCCCCUUCGUUCCCCCCUCCUUCCCCCCUCCUUUCCCCUCCGCCUCCCCUCUUCCGCUUCUGGCUGCGCGUGACCUGGCGGAACGCGGUGACAGGCGGAGUGGCCGCUUCCCCCUUAUUUUUCCCCCUUCCCAUCCCCCCGCGUUCGUCCCCCUCCUUCCCCCUUCCUUCCCCCUUCCUUCCCCCUUCCUUCCCCCUCCUUCCCCCUUCCUUCCCCCUCCUUCCCCUCUCUCUCUUGUCCCUCAUUCCCCCCUGCCCCCAUAAUGUCCCAGAAACGUUAUGCACCCCUCAUGACUUCAGCUCUCAUGACCCCUGCUCUCUCGACCCCGGCUCUCCCCUCAUUUUCCUGCUCUCCCCUCGUCGUCCCCACUCUCCUCUCAUCGCCCCCGCUCUCCCCUCUUUUUCCUGCUUUCUCUUCCACUUCCUUCCCCCUUAUCUCCAUCCGCUGGCCCCUUGA